Messenger RNA from Vicia faba (fava bean), 1719 nucleotides. Lineage: Eukaryota; Viridiplantae; Streptophyta; Magnoliopsida; Fabales; Fabaceae. The record is from the annotation of a GenBank genome assembly.
AUGCCAUGCCAAAGUUCUUCAUCUUCAGUUCAUGACCUGCACAUUCAUACAAAAAAAAAUCCAAGUCAAUACAAGCAAUCAUACCAAAAUACCCCCAUUCCCACCGCUACCCUCAUUUCACACAGUAUCACAAAAAAAGUUGCCUCCUCCUCGACAUCAGACAAUAAUAGCUCAUUCAGAGGAGAUGAAGACGAGCAUGUGGAACUGCAAGCUCACUUUUCAGAUUCUCAAUCUACUGGAAAAUCCUCUAAGUCAAAUGUAAAUAGUUCUUCCAUGAAAGAUAAAUCUUAUUUACCUCACUAUGAUUCAUUGAGCACUGUGGUUGAAAAUUUACAGUCAGAACCUAUUUUAUUCUCAACUACUAAAUAUCAUGAAGCAGAGAUUGAAGGCUUGCCAUCCAACCAGCUUCCAGAAAUUGUUGAGUUUCAAAAUACAGAUAAUAGAAAGUUUGUCAUGUGUGAUGAUGCCCAUGUUCACGAAGAAGGGGUUUCUGACUCUCGGCAAACAAAUUCUGAGCUGUUGACUUCAGGAAAGAUGUUGUGUUCUGAUCUUGAACCUACCAAACCAGUGACGCUACCUGCAGUGAUUCAGUCAGAUGAAAGUGUUUCUGACAAUGUUGAGCUUAAUAGAUUAGGAAAUGGUGCAGACAGAUCAGGUCUUGUUGAAUCUGUUGCUUCCAAACCUUCUUCUCCCUCCCUUAUAAAAGAUGAUACGGUCCCUGUGUACUCUUCUGACAAAAUUUCAUCGGACAACUUGGUUGAUGAUUCCCUUUGUAAUGAUUCACAAGAAGGUUCCCUUUGUCCAUCCAUCAAAGAAUUAGGCUUGAAUUUAGGUGAUGAAAUAAAUGGAUUCAGCAGCAGUGUUGAUCCAGUUGAAGGUGAUGGUCAUAUUGAAAAUCCUUCUUCUUAUAUUCAUGUGAUGGUAAAUGGUGCGAUCACUGAGUCAAAAGAUCAACCCAUUCCUUCUGUUGAUAGUGCUGAAAAUGAUGCGGGUAUCAUUACUUGUCCAGCUUCAAGUAUGAUUAGUUCUCCUUCAAGAAGCCUUUCAAAUCCGCGAGAACUAGUCCACGCUUCUUCAGACUCUUAUCCAAUGGAAUCCAAUGAAGUGGAAUUGACUCAAAUUUCAUCGGACUCAAAUACAGAGAGUCAAUUGGCACCAUUGCCAGAUACAACUAAUAUUUUAUAUUCUCCAAUGAGUAAUCUCACAAAAUUAGAAGAAUCUGUUUCUGCUUUUGCAGAUCUAAAUGAGAAAGAGACAGAAGACCAUGAGGUAGUUGCUAGAGAAUCUUUGACAGCACUAGAGGGACAGAAGGCAGCGGGUCAUCCAGAACUUGUUUCUUCAGAUGUACAAAUGAACCUCAACAAAUUGGUGCCUUGUGAUGAUCUUCCAGAUUUGGGAAAUAAUAUUGAAAAAUCUCCUCAGAGGAAGAAAAUCCUACAGAGUGUUUUCCAGGAUGAUGCGAAAGUGGUGCCUGGAUUUUCUGGGUUUGACACCCGGCAGUCAGAAUCUACUAGUUAUGGCCAGAAUGAUCUUAUACAGAAUGACACAAAUAGUUUUUCAUCUACACCUGAUAACAAGUUGGAGUUUGAAACUUAUUUUGAGCCACACUUACAAUGUCAACUUGAUGAACAGGAUGGAGAGUUUCCACUCAAUUACGAGGAAAACUUUGGCUCUGAGAAAUCUCAAUCUCAGCAGAUGCAUAUAAAUCAAAUGAAGUAA